AUGAUAUAUUCGGAAGUGCCUGGCAUUAUAAUAAAACAAGUAUCAUCGUUAAAUACACCGUAUUAUGGGAAAUUUAUUGGAAAAUUAUCAGAAUUAAACCAUGGUGUAUCUGGUGAAGUUUAUGCAGUCGAUGGACGAACAAUACAUUUAAAAGAUUUCACAUACGAUGGUGAAGGACCAGCUGCCUACUUCUAUGUAGGUAAUACAAAAGAACCAAGUGGUAAUGGUAUACGAUUACGUGAUGAACGUGGUAGUUCUGGCGUAAUCAAACGUUAUCGUAAGAAGAGUAUCACUUUAACGUUACCCGAUGGAAAAACGUUGAAUAAUAUAAAAUGGUUUUCGGUUUGGUGUGAUGAAUUUUCGGUAAAUUUCGGUGAUGUAAAAAUCCCCCGAAAUUUUGAUUUUCCACGACCACAAAAAAUUGAUGCAUUGAAUGGAGUACAUAAGAUCACAUCUGAUAAUAUUGUUAUCGUCGACGCACAAACAUUACUCAUUCCAAAUUUGUCCUACGAUGGAGAGGCACCAGAUGCCAAAUUUUGGGUUGGACGUGGUCCAAAACCAUCACCACAAGGUAUUCGCGUACCCGAUGAAAAUGGCAAAAUGGAACCAUUACGUCAAUAUCAUCGAAAAACUGUUGUAUUAACAUUACCCGGAGACUUAACAGUAUUCGAUAUUGGUCAUUUUGGUAUUUGGUGUGAAGCAUUCACUGUUGAUUUUGGACAUGUUCGAAUCCCAAGUAAUCUUAAUGUACCACCUUCAUUGAAAAUGUUAGGUGUUAGUCCACAGUCGAAACUAAAUUGCGAAGUAUUAAAUGAUGACUUGGCGUUUGAAGUUAGAUGGGCAGUUGCUGGCGAUAGUAUUGUAAUUCAAUUGGUAUCCAAAUUAGAAGACAACGAGUACAUGUCAUUUGGAUUAUCAGGCGAUGAUAAUCAUAGUGUCAUGGUAAAAGGAGAUGUUGUUGUUGCUUGGGUAGAUAAAGAAACAUUAAAAGGAUACGCUGAAGAUUAUUAUUUGGACGCUAAAUCUCAAUGUUCUGGUAACCAUGGAUCAUGUCCAGAUGAACGUUUACAGGACAAAACCAAUAAUAUUCGAUUAUUAAACGCUGCCAUGGUCAAUGGGUAUUCGAUUGUUACAUAUCAACGAGCAUUAAAACCGUCUGAUAAAUUCGAUCGUCAAAUUUAUAACAAUCGUAGCCAAGCAAUUAUCUGGGCAAUUGGUCCAUUAAAUCAACGUAAUGAAGUAUCAUUCCACAGUCAAUAUUUGAAAAAUGAUCAAUUCAUAAAUUUUGGACGUCAACCAAAAUGGAAUUGUCCAAUGCCAGAAUCAGAUAAAUCAUCAUAUCCUAGUACUACAACAACUUUAUCACCAUUUAUUGACAUAGCUCCAACAAGUCCAAGAAUCUCCCAAAGAGGUGGUAACAGAUUCGUUGAAGUUAGUAGUCGAUCUGGAGGCGGAAUAGAUCGUAGUAGUAGCAGUGAAAGAAGUGUCGAACGUAACACACCUUCUAGAGGAUCAAGUCGUUCACGACAAAGAACUGGAGAAUCACGUAAUCAUAUUUCAAGAACUAAUGUCACUACGACUACUACUACCACUCCUCGUCCAGUGCCAACACCUAAGCCAGUACGAGGUGUAAAACCAUGGGUCAUCCCACCAAUUGAAUGUGAUGAACCAGAUGAUGGAGUAUUUUAUGCUCAAAUGGGAUUAACUGGGGGAAAACAAGGUUACCCAGCAAUAACAGGUCAUGUUGGCUGGGGAAUUAGUUGGUAUAUAAAUGGAUUAUUGAUACCAGAAAUUAAUGUUGUUCGUGGAAAAACAUAUUCAUUCGUAACAGAAGCAGGACUUGAUCCCGAAAUUCCAGCUAGAUAUCAUCCGUUUUAUAUAACAGAUGAUCCAGUAGGUGGCUACCAAUACAAAACAGAUGAAGAGAAAGCUAAAGUUCAAAUCUUUGCUGGUGUAACACAAACUCCAACAGGAGAAAUAGUUCCAACAGGAGUAGGUAGAUUUUGCAUAUGGGAAACAAAACCUGACGUUGAAAUUGAUCCAGAUAGUUUCAGUUCAUUUGGUGAGUAUCAACGGUAUCUGCAAUUGCGAUGCGAUCCAGGUAUACCCGGCGUUAUAACAUGGACUCCAGAUGCAAAUACACCAGAUACAGUUUAUUAUCAGUGUUUCACACAUCGUUAUUUGGGUUGGAAAAUAAAUGUACUUAAUUCAUGUGAUGUAAGAGCAGACGCAUCGGAAUAUCAACCUGCGUACGUAUCAUCGCAUCCAUUGGUGGAUACCGUCGAUUCAUCGGAUGAUUUCAAAGCCAGUGCAUCCAUAAAUGUUGAAACUCGAAUUAAACCUAGUGAGAAUUUAUUUUUAGGGAAUAAUAUGAAUAACUUAUACCACAACACGGACAUAUUUAGAAAAAAUUCUUUAUUUAAUAAUCGUGGCAAUUCAUAUUAUCAUUUUUCAUCACCUAGCACAACGCAUCAUUCACCAUUAACAUUAACAUCAUUGCAAUCAUCUAAUUUUAAGCCUAGCCCACAAAUAAUGACAAGUCUUUUGCAACCCGCAAUUGUUGCAAUUGACGAUUCAACAACAUUUAAAAAUUCAGCAAUUAAUAUUAUAACAUUGCCCCCACCAACAACUAUUAACACAACAACGGUAACCUCAACAUCAACAAUAACAACAACAAUUAGUCCUCCAACGGUUAAACCAUUGGAUGAAACAACGACAUUCGUUGCAGAUGUAACAACUGAAAGCAUCGAUAGUUACACUACUGACAGUAGCGUUGUAACUACAGAUGUAACGCCAGCUGACACAACUGAAGUCAAUGACAGUGAACCAGCUGAAAGCCAAAAUUUAUCUAACAGACUAAUUCAAGAAUUGCCAGCUUCAUUACCACAUGCUUUACCACUCACUGGUGCAAUGUAUCCACCAAAAAUUAACACAACCUAUUAUUUUAACAACAAAUCCCCUCUCAAACCUCCACCCCUACCAAUGAAUCAUUUAAAAAUGGGACCCCGCUUUGGUAUAUCACAUCGUCCAUAUCAUCGUCCUUUAUAUCCUAAUUUCGCAAUGAAAAAACCAUAUUUUCGUCCAAAGCAACAUCGUCCAAUCCAACAAAUGUCAACCAUUUUACGCCCUGUAAUACAUCCACCACCAAAAACAUUACAUCCAAAACCGAUUAUGAUGUUAAUUCCAAAUAAACCACAUCAUCAUUUCCAUCGAGGUGAUCUUCCAUUCAUGUUUCCACCACCAAAUAAGACAACUAAUAAUAUUGAAAUUGCUGCUUUAAAACCGCCAUCCAAUAACCAAACACCUUUCACACCGCCAGCUUUACCUGCGCUCAAUAUUCAAACACUACCACUAAUACCACCAGCCUUACCUGCACCUAAGAAUCACACACCCCUUAUACUACCGACACCUCAAUUAACAUUUACAAACGAAUCAUCUAAAAAAAUAAUACCAUUAUCAGUAGAUGUAGUACAAGAUUUUCGAAAAUUGAAUAAUCGAACACAAAAUUUAAGAGUUACAACACCUACACACAUUAAAAAAAUCAUACAUAACACAACCAUAAAACCAAUUCCCUCAAAAAUGAUAUCCAUUAAACCUGAUUUUAGGCACAAAUUGAUCACAUCAACCUUGGAGCCUGCUAUCAACACCGGUUUCCGACCCGAUUCCAUAAUCAUUGAAGGUGGAUUCAAACCAAUCAUAACAAAAAUCGCACAAGAUCGUAUCUCCUCUGAUUUGGAACAAAUAUCCGAUAAUAUUGGUGUUAUUGAUCUAUCCAAUCAAGAAACACAUAAUGAUUUCACAUCAUCCCAACAAUCAACAGAAACAUUUGAACCAAUGUUUAUUCCAUCCCCACCUGACAGCCGUCAUCAACAACAGCAAUCCGUACAAAUCGUGGAUGAAACGCAAAAUUCUAUUCCAGAGAAUUUUGAUGAAAUGGUCAUGGCAGCUGAAAGAAUUGAUUCAUUUUAUUUACCCCCACCAACAGUUCAUUUAAAAACAAAACAGCAUCAACAGCAACAAAAACCUGAUUUAAGCGUUCCGAACGGUUCAAUUGUUACUUACGAUGGACAAUUGUUAUCAGAUAUUAGUUUAUCGCCACCAUUACCAGCAUUUCCAUCUUCUACAUCUCAAAAUGCUGGUUUAUCAAAAAUUGAACAAUUAGUACGAAAUACACCCCAAUUUGUACCAUUUAAAGGAGAAUUACCACCAUCAGUACCAGAUAUUAUUCAAAUUGAUUCGUUGCCACAGUUAAAAUCAAACACAAAACUUAUUAAAUCAUCGCCACGAAGGAAACGUCGUAGUCCACACCAUACUCCAGAACAUAAGGUAGAAACAGCGACACCGAAUAGAUCAACAACACUUUUAGUAUCGACAAAUUCAAUUUUAUUUAUGGGACUCGUUAUAUCCGUUUGGUUUAGAUAAGGAAGGCGUAUGAUUGUUUUUUUUUUUUUUUACUUAAUGUUAAUUUAAAUCUGAAAAAUAAAGAACUUAAGUUCAUUUGUUUGUUGUUGAGGUAUUUAAUGUCUUAACUGAUAAUGACUUUCGUCUAAUUUAAGUCAUAUAUGCCUUGUCUUGCAAAUCAACGAUUAUUUUUAGCAUAUGGAGAUCAAUUACAAAACAGCAAAAGCAAUGCCAUUGAGUAUUCGCCAACUGGCUUAUUAUGUUGACCUGAAUAUCCAAAAUAACAAGUGAAAAAAAACAAUUGACUGAGUUAAUUGUUCAAAUACCA
Molecule: messenger RNA, 4729 nt
Organism: Chrysoperla carnea
Lineage: Eukaryota; Metazoa; Arthropoda; Insecta; Neuroptera; Chrysopidae
Product: protein Skeletor, isoforms D/E-like
Exons: 12
Coding region: 1-4422 (1473 amino acids)
Source: RefSeq, a predicted model, not a curated record